AUUACAAUUAGUUUUUUAUAUUCGAAGAAAUCUUGGCAGAAAUGUUCUCAUUGGGCUUUCGAUAUUAAUCGAAAAUUGAUAAAUGAAAUGGCGUGCAUAGCACCAUCUUACGGUAGUUAAAGAGAUAACUUCUAUUGGUACGGAAUUUCUCAGCCGAAUUAAGACGAAGAGUGCCGAGUUUAACCGAAUACAAUCCUCGCCGUGAUAUUAGCCACAACAAAAAUUUGGUAGCAUUCGCAUAAAAAGUUUUCGGCAAUAUACGUGUAUAAUUUUCUCGUUCUUUGUGCAGUUUAGUCACUGUAAUUGAGGUCUCCAGUGGCCAAUAUAAACGAAGUUUAAGUGGUUAUAGGAAAUUUGGAAUAUCACAAUGGCAGGAGAACAGCAGCAAUUUUUUCUCAAGUGGAAUGAUUUCCAAUCUAAUAUGGUGUCAUCAUUUAAACAUUUACGAGAUGAGAAAAGUUUUACUGAUGUAACGUUAGCUUGUGAUGGGCAAACAUGUAAAGCGCAUAAAAUGGUUUUGUCAGCUUGUAGUCCUUACUUUAAAUCCCUUUUAGAGGAAAAUCCGUCCAAACAUCCUAUCAUUAUUUUAAAAGAUGUCGCUUAUGGUCAUCUGCAAGCAAUUUUAGAAUUUAUGUAUGCUGGUGAAGUAAAUGUUUCGCAAGAUCAACUAUCAGCUUUUCUUAAGACUGCAGAUCGACUCAAAGUUAAAGGCUUAGCCGAAGCGCCAGGUGCUAUUAAAAGGGAAGGUUAAACCAUUUGUGGUCUUUGGAAAGCGUGCAGACUGAAAAAAAAAAAAAGAAAA
This is a messenger RNA of Polistes dominula (European paper wasp), 802 nucleotides long. It is a transcript of the gene lolal, whose product is annotated as longitudinals lacking protein-like. NCBI's taxonomy places the organism in Eukaryota, Metazoa, Arthropoda, Insecta, Hymenoptera, Vespidae. The record is from RefSeq and is a predicted model, not a curated record. Gene Ontology annotation, cellular component: nucleus. Gene Ontology annotation, biological process: regulation of transcription by RNA polymerase II. Gene Ontology annotation, molecular function: protein binding.